Molecule: messenger RNA, 1938 nt
Organism: Ricinus communis (castor bean)
Lineage: Eukaryota; Viridiplantae; Streptophyta; Magnoliopsida; Malpighiales; Euphorbiaceae
Product: high mobility group nucleosome-binding domain-containing protein 5
Exons: 2
Coding region: 561-1637 (358 amino acids)
Source: RefSeq, a predicted model, not a curated record
ACUUUGGGUGCCUAUACAUAAUACAUUGCCUGUCUGGCUGCAUGUAUGAUUUCCUGUUGUGAGUUGUCUUUCUUGGUAGCCCAAAUCUUCCUUAUAUUAAUUCUGCCGUCUCCUUUUGAGGAGAAUUGCCUAGGAGGGAGGAGAUGCCAUUGUUGACCCAUCUCCUCCUCCUGCUAUUUCUCCUCAAAUCUCCAAUUAGUUCUCUGGAAAGUUUUUAAUGGUAUCAGAUUUUUGAAAAUUUGCAAUCCACAUAAGGAACCAAAUCUUGACGUCACAGGUAUUAGCUGUCUCUGCCACUAGCUUUUUCCCUCUCUUCAAUACCCUGCAAUUAUCGAUAAUCUAAUUGUCUAGUCUCUUCCUCUAUAUCUGCCUCUGUUUUCAACUGUUAGUAUUCGUUCACUUCCCACAAAAAGAAAAAGGAAAAGGAAAAAGACUGCCAACAAACGCUCUUCUCUCCUCUUCAUGCAAAUCUAGCCAAGAAUCACAACUGAAGACCCCAUUACCAAAACACCAAUCUCCCCCUCUCUUUCUCUCCGAUCAAAACACAGAAAACAUUAAGAAUGCAAACCCAUGAUGUUGAACAAUGUCUCAUUAGUGGUAGAUCUAAUGCAACUGCAAGUUCAAGCAUUAUGGGGUCUGUUGCUAAUUCCUCAUCUUCACCUCCAUCUUCUACUCUAAUUGGAGACUACAUUGGCAUUGAGAGCUGUCUUGAUCUUAAAGAUGAUGAUGAUAUGUUUAUAUCUGCAUCCGAAGAAAAAGAGGGUGAUCAGAGUUUCAGUGUUCGCCUUAGUAGGAGAGAUGAAAGGUGGGCAGCUAAGAAGGAGAAGAAGGAGAAGAAGGAGUUUCCACCACCAAUACCAUUGCUGGCAAGAACUGAGAAUUUGCCUUGCCAUAUGCCUUGGGUCUUGAAGCGGUACUAUACAAGUGAUGGAAGACUGAUUCUUAAGGAAGAGAGGGUUAGGCAUCAUGGCUAUUUUCGUGCUCAGAGAUGUAAUGGCCGUCUUACCUUGCAGCUUGUUCCUUUAGAUGAUCGAGUUUAUCAUCCUCAUUGUUCUUCUUCUGAGGAAGAUAACAAUGAGAAUGAGCUUGAGCACUGUCCCAAUCAAGAAGAAAAAGAAGAUGAAAUUGAGCAAGAAAAAGAAGAAGGGCAGGAAGAAAAUGAGCUAGAGAACUGUUGCACCGAAGAGGACAAAGAAAAAGAAAAAGUAGAAAAUGAGCUAGAAAACAUUCUCAACGAAGGAGAAAAAGGAAAUGAAAAAGAAAGAAAUGAGAUUGACAAGUGUCUCAAUGCAGACGAAAAAGAAAAAGAAGAUGAAAACGAGUAUGAGAAAUGUUGCAAAGGAGAAGAAGAAGAAGGAGAAUCAGGCAAGAUAGAAUGUAAAGACAUACAAGCGAAUGACUAUGGAGGAGAUAAAGAAGAUGAUUUUGAAGACUGUGCCAAUGACGUUCAUGGUAAUGGCACUAUGAAGAAGGAAAUUCUAUAUGAUCAAGACCAAAGAAUGACUUCAAUGGAUAAUGGAAUUGGUGGAAAUGUAAGUGCUUUCAAGUGCUUCAGUUACAACACAAUGACAAUGAGAGCAGCAUCCACUUGCAUUUUUGAGAUGCUAGUACCAGCUAUGAGGCCAAUUCAUAGUUAGACAUGAAAAAGAAAUAGAGAAAAAUAAAAGUUAGGGUUUUGUUGGGGAAGGAGAGGUGAGUUUUGUUUCUUUUUGAGGAUUGAUUACUAAGAGCUUGAUUAGGGUUUCGGUGAAUCAAUCUUUUAUUUGAUAGAUUUAGUUAUUCCUUUCAUGCUCAUGGAGGCUGUAGUACAAAAGUCAAGAUUUGAGAGAGAUUAGGUUCCCAUAGUGUGGAUAGGCUAUUUCAUUACAUUCCUACUCUAUUUAAUUUCAUGUCUAUGACACUAGUGAUUCUUCAUUUAAAUUUUUGAAUUUUGUUUAA